Messenger RNA from Centruroides sculpturatus (bark scorpion), 1922 nucleotides. Its product is annotated as gastrula zinc finger protein XlCGF8.2DB-like. Gene Ontology annotation, molecular function: DNA-binding transcription factor activity, RNA polymerase II-specific; RNA polymerase II transcription regulatory region sequence-specific DNA binding. Gene Ontology annotation, biological process: regulation of transcription by RNA polymerase II. Gene Ontology annotation, cellular component: nucleus. The transcript is spliced from 2 exons. Bases 351 to 1295 code for a protein of 314 amino acids. The record is from RefSeq and is a predicted model, not a curated record. Lineage: Eukaryota; Metazoa; Arthropoda; Arachnida; Scorpiones; Buthidae.
GGUCGCUAGGAUGUAUCGUGUCGGGUUGGGCAGCUUCGUGUUUUUUCUGUUCAUAAAUAUAAACAAACUUUUUCCCGUCCUGAAAAGCUCUUUGUUCUCAAACUGUAGUAACUGUAAGUAUCGUUUGAUUACUUUUUCCGUUUUUAAUUGUGAUAAUGUAUGAUAGGUUUCCACAACGAUGACUUCGACGUUUCUGAUAGAAAUUGUUAAGAAAAGGAGAAAAAGGCGAACGAUGUGACAAAUAUUUCUUUGUGUGAACUGAGGUUAAAAAAACACUUUCUUCGAACUUUUUUUUUAUGUUUUGUGUUUCUGUGUUACAAGACAAAUGCUGCUAACGUUGGGCUGUCAAAAUGGAUCCAACAUUUGGAUUGAGUUCGGAGUUCCCUACGCAGAUACCUAUUGGUACCUGUGCUUACAGCUUGUAUGGUAACUUCGCUUUGGAUACAAAACGUAUGCUUGUGAAUUCCAUGCAGAAUAUUCCAUCGACGUCUCUACAAUCAUUAGAUACAAAAUCUAUUAUCAAUAUAUCUGCUUCUGGUGAGGAACAGUGUAAUCAAAAAGGAGAAAAACCGUUUAAUUGUGAAGAGUGUGGGAAAGGUUUUACUCAGAGAUCCAGUCUCGACUAUCAUCGCAGCGUCCAUCUUGGUGAAAAGCCCUACGAGUGUGACAUUUGUGGAAAACGUUUCACCCAAAAAGGAAAUAUGAAAACUCACAGAAAUUCCCACACUGGCACUAAACCGUACUCGUGCGAAAUUUGUGGGAGAGGAUUUACCCAGAAGGGAAAUAUGAAAACUCAUUUGCGCAUACAUUAUGGAGAGAAGCCGUUUCCUUGCGAUGUCUGUGGCAAAGGUUUUACGCUGAAAGGAAACUUAAAAACUCACAUGCUCUCUCAUAAGGGAAUUAAGCCGUUUGUUUGCAGACUGUGUGAUAAGGCAUUUGUACAAAAACUUAGCCUGGAAUAUCAUAUGAAUAGCCACACGGGAAAAAAACCCUAUUCGUGUGAAAUAUGUGGAAAGAGUUUUACGCAAAAGGGUAAUAUGAAAACUCACAUGCAUUCUCACACUGGUGAAAAACUUCAUACCUGUCAAGUUUGUGGGAAAUGUUUCACACAAAAAGGUAAUAUGAAAACACACAUGAAACUUCAUUUACGUCCACCUAGUGUUGAGAAGCCAUACCACUGUGGUGUCUGUGCUAAAGCAUUUGUUACUAAUUCAAGCCUUCAAUGCCAUAUGACCAGUCACAUGGGUCAGCCAAGUCAGCCACAGACAUCUCUACAGAAAAUUUCAAAGCCAUGAAAUGUUUCAAGUGCUCCAACUGUUAUGCAAACUUUUUUGUUAUUAUACUUAGCCAAUAAGUUGUUUGUAGUUAAUAUCCAUAAUAGAAACUAGUAUUAUUAAAUAGUGAUGAAAAUUUUUGAAUAAUAAACUUAACCAUCGCCAACUUAUACUUAUUUGUGAAAUAAAAUGUGAUGAUUUGCAAUAACUAGAAUAACUGCUACAUAAAAAUUGCAUUACAUAUAUAUUUAGAAGUAGAAUCAUCUAAUUAGCCAUUAAGUAACGAGAAAAGUACAGUUUAUCUGUGUUUUCCUAUCAUCUCUUUAUGGCUAGCUAGCAUGUCUAUUAAUGUUUCUCCUAGAGAAAUUGCUUAAAUUAAGAAAUUUUAAGACCAAAGUUUUUGUCCUUUUUUUGUCUACUGUGAUUAUAAGUUUUAUUGUAUACAAAACAAUUUGUUACAAAACUAUGUUAACAUAAGAAUGAUUUGUUAUAGAAUGUUUGAAAAAAUUGUUUACUUUGUGAGAAUGAAUGAAAAAAUUUUUUUAAAGAAUUAAAAAUAUCUUAUGAAGUAAUGAAUGAUGAUGAAGCAUUCUUCAAUUUAUUUAAUCUUUGAGACUAUUUUUACUGGCAUCUAUGCAGUUAUUGCAU